AUGGGUUUCACCGACAUGGUUAGCGACGCUGGCCUCAGCAUGCUCGACAGCUGGGUGAAGACGCGCAGCUACAUCGCAGGCUACGGCCCCUCCCAAGCCGACGUCAAGACCUUCCAGGCCACCAAGAACCCACCAAAGGUCGAGAACUACCCCCACGCCUACCGCUGGUACAAGCACAUCGCCACCUACGAGUCUGAGUUCUCCUCGCUCCCUGGCGACCCAAGCAAGUCCCACACCGCAUACGGCCCUGAGUCCUCUGAGCUCCCAAUCAACACCAAGGCACAAAACACCGAGGAGGACGAUGAUGUAGAUCUCUUCGGGUCUGAGGACGAGGAGGUCGACGAGGAGGCCGAGAAGGAGAAAGCGAGGAGGUUGGAAGAGUACAGGAAGAAGAAGGAGGGCAAGACGAAGCCAGCUGCGAAGUCCAUGGUCACGCUCGAUGUGAAGCCCUGGGACGACGAGACCGACAUGAAAGCACUCGAACAAGAAGUCCGCGCUAUCGAGAAGGAUGGUCUCGUCUGGGGUGCUUCCAAGCUUGUGGCGGUCGGUUUCGGCAUCAAGAAGCUGCAGAUCAACUUGGUCGUCGAGGACGAAAAGGUCUCCCUCGACGAGCUCCAGGAGGAGAUUGAUGGGUUCGAGGACUACGUCCAGUCUACAGACGUUCAAGCUAUGAUGAAGUUGUAG
Saxophila tyrrhenica is the source of this 684-nucleotide messenger RNA. RefSeq lists its product as uncharacterized. NCBI's taxonomy places the organism in Eukaryota, Fungi, Ascomycota, Dothideomycetes, Mycosphaerellales, Extremaceae. The record is from RefSeq and is a predicted model, not a curated record. Gene Ontology annotation, biological process: translational elongation. Bases 1 to 684 code for a protein of 227 amino acids. Gene Ontology annotation, cellular component: cytosol; eukaryotic translation elongation factor 1 complex. Gene Ontology annotation, molecular function: translation elongation factor activity; guanyl-nucleotide exchange factor activity. The transcript has 4 exons.